AUGCCGACCGCUACUGCUAAACUGGGCGACCUGGUAUUGGCCCAAACUGACUCCUGGGAGACGGUCGAAGGAAAUGUGUAUUUUCCUCCUUCGGCUUUGAAGGACCAAGCAGCCUUUGUGAAGUCGUAUACAAAAAGCUUUUGUCCUUGGAAGGGCGAAGCUGAGUACUACACUAUCAAGAAUGGAGAUGAGGUCGUUACAGAUGCAGCAUGGUACUAUGCGACGCCUUUUGAAAAGGCAGCGAAUAUCAAAGACCACAUUGCUUUCUAUAAAUCCAAGGUUACGAUCACAGUCGAAUAA
This is a messenger RNA of Penicillium verhagenii, 300 nucleotides long. RefSeq names its product DUF427 domain-containing protein. The record is from RefSeq and is a predicted model, not a curated record. The transcript has 4 exons. Bases 1 to 300 code for a protein of 99 amino acids. Lineage: Eukaryota; Fungi; Ascomycota; Eurotiomycetes; Eurotiales; Aspergillaceae.